AUGCAGGGGAACGUGCGGAUUUUGUUGUCGCCCAAAUGCAGUGGUACUUUUUUCGUGCUGUGGAUUUGUAUUUGUUUGAAAGCGGCGGCGGUGCAGGGCUCCCAGCCCCAGCAGCAGCAGCCGGGCAUCCCUCAAUCAGUUGUAAAGCUCUGGGCAUCUGCCUUUGGGGGAGAAAUCAAAUCCAUCUCAGCCAAAUACUCGGGAUCCCAGCUGCUGCAGAAGGAGCUGCUGUCCAUUACCUCACCUCGGAACUCCUCUGAACCCAGCCCCCCCAUGAAAGGGGUGACCCGGAUAGGCACCCGGACCUACUGCCCUGGAGGGUGGGAGGACGCAGCACCCAGGGGCCCACGCAAACACGGCGAGGGUGUUCAAGUUGGCUUUAGGAAAAGAAUUCUAAACUCUAAUCCUACAUGUCCAGAGAAACCCAAAGAGUUAGUAAAGGCGGUGAAGGUUGAGGAAAUAGAUGGGGUGAAGCUGGUGAAGAACUUGGCUGUGAGGAUGGAGGAGAUGUUCAGGAAGAAGGCUGAAGCCACAAGGCGGCUCGUGGAAGCUGCGGAGGAAGCGCAUCAUCAGCACGAAGAGAACCCGGACCUGCAGUAUGAGUACUUCAACGCUGUGCUGAUCAAUGAAGUGGAUGAUGAGGGCAAUAAUGUGGAGCUGGGAGGAGAGUUCAUACUGGAACCCAAUGACCAUUUCAAUAAUCUUUCUGUCAACCUCAGCCUGAGCGUGGUGCAAGUGCCCACCAACAUGUACAACAAAGAUCCAGACAUUGUGAACGGCGUGUACUGGUCAGAGGCACUGAAUAAAGUGUUUGUGGAGAAUUUUGAGAGGGAUCCAACUCUGAUCUGGCAAUACUUUGGGAGUGCCAAAGGUUUCUUCAGGCAGUACCCCGGUGUAAAAUGGCAUCCGGAUGAACAUGGGGUCAUAGGCUUUGAUUGCAGAAACAGGAAGUGGUACAUACAGGCUGCGACUUCACCCAAAGACGUUGUGAUUCUGGUGGAUGUGAGCGGCAGCAUGAAGGGCCUGAGGCUGACCAUUGCCAGACAAACCGUUUCCUCCAUUUUGGACACACUCGGAGAUGAUGACUUUUUCAAUAUAAUUGCAUAUAACCAGGAAAUCCACUAUGUUGAACCCUGUUUGAAUGGCACUCUGGUCCGAGCUGACAGGGCCAAUAAAGAUCAUUUCCGGGAGCAUCUGGACAAGCUGUUUGCCAAAGGAAUCGGGCUGCUGGGUGAAGCUCUCGCUGAGGCAUUUACAAUCCUUGGUGAUUUUAAUUCGACCGGCCGAGGCAGUGUCUGUAGUCAGGCCAUAAUGCUGGUCACCGAUGGAGCGACCGAAAUGUACGAUGAUGUUUUUGAGAAGUACAACUGGCCAGAGCGAAGGGUACGAAUAUUCCCUUACCUGAUUGGACGAGAGUCUGCUUUUGCUGAUAACCUCAAAUGGAUGGCCUGUGCCAACAAAGGAUACUUCAGUCAGAUUUCCACUUUAGCUGAUGUUCAGGAGAAUGUGAUGCGGUAUCUCCAUGUGAUGAGUCGCCCAAAAGUGAUUGACCACGAGCACGACACGGUGUGGACUGAGGCCUAUGUGGACAGUGCUAUGAAAGACAAGUCAGGUCCCAGUCUGAUGACCACAGUGGCCAUGCCUGUUUUUAGCACCAAGAACGAGACUAAGAAUCAGGGAAUUCUGUUGGGGGUCGUCGGAACAGACAUCCCUCUGCAGGAGCUGAUGAAGCUCAUCCCAAAGCAUAUGCUGGGGAUCCAUGGAUAUGCAUUUGCCAUUACAAACAAUGGCUAUAUCCUCAUGCACCCAGACCUCAGACCUCUGUAUCAGGAAGGUCAAAAGAGGAGAAAACCCAACUACAGCAGCGUGGAUCUGUCUGAGGUCGAGUGGGAGGACAAAGAUGAUAUAUUGCGUAAUGCCAUGGUGAACAGGAGAACAGGCACUUUCUCUAUGGAUGUCAUGAAGACUGUGGACAAAGGGAGGCGUCUGUUGAGGAUGCACAAUGACUAUUUCUACACAGACAUAAAAGGCACUCCAUUCAGUCUCGGAGUCGCACUAUCCAGAGGUCAUGGCAAAUACUUCUUCAGAGGAAAUGUGUCAGUGGACGCAGGACUCCGUGAUCUGGAACAGCCAGAUGUCGCCCUGGCAGACGAAUGGACGUACUGCAACACAGAGGAGGAUCACGAGCAUCGCCACCUCACACAGAUCCAGGCCAUCAAACUAUUCAUGACGGGAAAGAGACCGCACCUAAAAUGUGACAGAGAACUCAUUCAGGAGGUGUUAUUUGAUGCUGUGGUGACUGCUCCCCUGCGCUCGUACUGGACUGGGCUCGCUCUCAACAAGUCAGAAAACUCUGAUAAAGGGGUAGAGAUUGCGUUCCUCGGCACCCGCACAGGACUGUCCCGCACCAACCUGUUUGUGCCUGUGGAUCAAUUAUCCAAUCAAGACUUCCUGACACACGAAGACAAAGAGGGAGUGUUCAAUGCCGACCACUUCCCCCUGUGGUACAAGAGAGCCGCGGAGCAGGUCCCAGGAACUUUUGUCUACUCCAUUCCCUUCAGCACUGCUUUUGAAAAUAAGAGCGUGGUUUUGGCCAGUACUGCGAUUCAGUUGACAGAUGAUAGAAAGUCUCCCAUUGUUGCUGCUGCUGGAAUCCAGAUGAAGCUUGAGUUUUUUCAAAGGAAAUUUUGGACUGCCUGUCGACAAUGUUCAGCUCUCGAUGGAAAAUGCAGUCUGAGCUGUGAUAACGAUGACAUUAACUGUUAUCUCAUCGACAACAAUGGCUUUAUUCUAGUGGCAGAGGACACUACCCAGACUGGACUCUUUUUUGGAGAAGUGGAGGGUGCAGUCAUGAGCAAACUUUUAAUGAUGGGCACUUUCAAAAGAAUCACAUUGUAUGAUUAUCAGGCCGUGUGCCGAGAGUACGCUGGCAGCAGUGACAGCGCCCACACUUUGUCAAAUCCUUUCACUGUUGUGAAGUGGCUAUUUGCGGAACUUGUGAUUUUUCUAUUGGAGUUUAACUUAUACAGCUGGUGGAACAUAGAUGCUUCGGUGAAAGCUCAGAGAUCUCGUGGUAAAACUAUCAUGGUGCCUUGUGACACCGAGUAUCCCGCCUUUGUUUCUGAGCGCAUCAUCAGAGAGACAUCAGGCAGCGUGAACUGUGAAGGCUGUAUCAGGUCCUUUGUCAUUCAGCAGAUCCCCAGCAGCAACCUCUUCAUGAUCGUUGUGGACAAUAAGUGUGACUGCAGCAGUGCGCCUGCCGUUACCAUGGACCCCAUUGAAAUCAUGUAUAUCGAGUCCCUGAAGUGUGACCGACUCAAGUAUCAGAAGGACAGAAAAAAGCCUGAAUCUUGUCACCCCUUCCACCCAGAGGAAAAUGCCAUAGAGUGUGGUUCGGCCACACGUCUCUCCUUCCUCUUUACAUCAGCUCUGCUUCCCCUGAUUGCAGUUGUCGUCUCCAGGUGACCUCAAAGACAAACAGACUCAAAACGCAUUAGUACCAGAGUAAAUCUACAGCUACAAAGAUGAUCAUUGGCCAGUGACGAUCGCUCAUACCUUUGUACCAGGCUGCGCUGCGCACCCUAGAUCUGAGAAUUACUCCAUCAAUGCAGAGUUACAUAACGUGGUGUCUUGCUUUCAAUGCACUUCAUGCCUCUGACUGAUUACCAUGUUUUUAUAAAUAUUUAUUGAAUGAAAAUAGUAAAAGAUAUGCGGACUAUAUGGAUGUGUUCAAAUUUGGUUUGAAAAGUUGUUUUCAAUGAGUUUGUUAUGAGAAAGAAUCAAAGCAACUGUUAUGUUCUGCAGAAUGUUAUGCACCUUUGCCAUAGAUAUAAAUAUAGAUUAUAUUUUGGCAGUAGUUUGCUGAUAGCAAACAGCAGCUCUGUAAAGAUUACAAUGUUAUUUAUUUGACCAUAUAUAUUGUAAAUAACACCUGGAGAAUUAUCAUCAUUUAUUAUAAUGUAAUGAAUAUUAUUUUAACCCUAAACACUGUGCAGAGAGGAAUACACUUGUUUAGAGAUGGAUAAGCAGGCCUACUUUUGUAAACUUCCCUCACGCAGCAGCUGUUAUGUCAAAGCUAUUUAAUGUUUUAAAAGGACAAUAAGUGGCCUGGUGAAUGGUAUAUGUGUAACUACAAAAAAUACUUGAAUACAUACCAUUUGAAAAACAUGAUUUAAAGUUUGCAACAAAAAAAAAAUCCAAGCCACGUAAAUAAGCCAUGCUACAAUACAUUUGUGUCCCCAU
Periophthalmus magnuspinnatus is the source of this 4242-nucleotide messenger RNA. RefSeq names its product calcium channel, voltage dependent, alpha2/delta subunit 3 (gene cacna2d3). Lineage: Eukaryota; Metazoa; Chordata; Actinopteri; Gobiiformes; Gobiidae. The transcript is spliced from 38 exons. Bases 1 to 3465 code for a protein of 1154 amino acids. Gene Ontology annotation, cellular component: voltage-gated calcium channel complex. Gene Ontology annotation, molecular function: voltage-gated calcium channel activity. The record is from RefSeq and is a predicted model, not a curated record.